UCCCUCUCUCUCUCUCUCUCUCUCUUUUAAUGGAUGUUCUCACUCGAGGACGAUCAUGGCCGCUUUUUCCAACCCUCUGCCCCUUUCCCAGAGCGAUAGAGAGAGAGAAAGAGAAGCAGCAUAGAAGAUCGUGCGUCAGGAAACAUCUUUAUUCGGAAUAGUUGGCAUCACAGACCGGUAUAAUCAUUUUGCACACGCCCACGCGUGAGAGGGACGGAUUGCCAAUCAUCAUGACCCAGGGACGCAGCUGACAUCUCUCUCCAUAUAUCUUGCUUGGAGCUAAGGGAGCCAUUGAUCCGGCGUGAGGUUUAACCAUGGAGAUCGUCCAGAUGCAGAGCCACGACUUGCAGGAGAGCCACGCGAAGGUGAUCCCUCAGCCACUGCCGCAGAUCAACGUCCCACGGCCAGAAUUUGCCGACGCGGUGGAUCCAAGCACCGAGGCGGAGAAGAAGGGAGAAGUCGUGACGGAGGAGCAAGAGAGGAGGAGCGGCGACCGGGUGGAGCAAGAGAGGAGGAGCGGCGACCGGGUGCAGGAGGAGUGCACGACGCCGAAGGGGGAGGCUAGCAGAAUCCCGGCGCCGUCUGUGUGCCCGCCGCCUCCGGCGAGGAGAACACAGCGGCGGAACAAGCGGAGGAGAGAAAUUCCGAGCGAGGAGUUCUUCCCGGUCCCGGAGGACCUGAAUUCCGUGUUCGUCCCACGCAAGAAGAUGAGAGCGAGUUAGAUUUUCUGUUGAUGGAACCGCCAGAUUCUCGUGUACACGCCUCGGAUGCUAAUGCUCCGGCCAGGAAAGCAGUCUCCUCCGGCGAGAUCUGGCGCUUGGAAUGAAAUUUCGUAAUACUGUAACUUGAUGAAAGUUUGAAAGUUUAUUCUUCUCUUUAUUUUUUAUUUCCUUUUCUUCCUUCUAUAUAAAUUGCCCUGUUUGAAUAUUUGAAUUGAUAUAUGUGUGUGAAUUGAGUUCAUGUUUUCAGCUUUGAGAUUUGUAUUAAUUUUAACACUAACUACUCUAGGGUUUCA
Messenger RNA from Nymphaea colorata (pocket water lily), 1015 nucleotides. RefSeq names its product cyclin-dependent protein kinase inhibitor SMR4-like. NCBI's taxonomy places the organism in Eukaryota, Viridiplantae, Streptophyta, Magnoliopsida, Nymphaeales, Nymphaeaceae. Bases 315 to 722 code for a protein of 135 amino acids. The record is from RefSeq and is a predicted model, not a curated record. The transcript is spliced from 2 exons.